Molecule: messenger RNA, 441 nt
Organism: Salvia hispanica
Lineage: Eukaryota; Viridiplantae; Streptophyta; Magnoliopsida; Lamiales; Lamiaceae
Source: RefSeq, a predicted model, not a curated record
AUGGUGAGUAGCAUUUACACUAAACUCUGCCCUCGACUUUCAUCCAUUUCAUGCCCAACGGGUGCGAGGAGAGAGUUUUUUGCGGCAAAGCAGGAGUCUGCACGGAAGGACGUGGAGCGAGGAUUCAGUGUGCUUCAAGCGCGUUGGGGAAUAGUGAAAGGCCCGGCUCGUUCCAGGUACAGGCAUCAUAUCGCCAAUGUCAUGUACGUGUGCAUCAUUUUGCACAACAUGAUUAUUCACAAUGAAGGUCGUGCAGCUAGCGAGUGGUCCGACGAUGAAGCCGGUCCGAGCACAGGUCAUGCAGCCUCGCCGGUCGUUCGAGGUUUAUCCUAUGGAGUCACCGAGAGAUUGCAAGCUCAGGAGAGCAUGCGCAACCAACAAGCUCAUCUUGAUCUCAUGAACGACAUGAUUGAAGAAGUUUGGACACGUAAUGGUCGUUGA